AUGUAAACAUCAAUGGACUUUUAACCAAAAUCUGAACCAUCUGAACGUAUAAUCCAAUAUUUUAACACUUUUGUUCAUUGUUUAUUUGAAAAACUUUGAACAUGCGUCGUCGAGGAGUUGGUGGAUAUGGAGCGAUUCAAAAACAGCAACUUGCUCAAGCUAGAUUUAAAGAUAAAGGCUCCGAAAUCGCCGAUGAUCAGCUGCAGCAAAUGACCAAGCAGAUGGAAACUUUUAGAUCGAACUUACAAGACUUCGCAUCCAAGUAUAAAAACAAAAUUCGAAAGAAUCCAGAAUUUCGUCAACAAUUUCAAGAAAUGUGUGCUGCCACUGGUGUAGAUCCUUUAGCUUCCAGUAAAGGAUUUUGGGCCAAUAUGCUCGGAGUGGGAGAUUUCUACUACGAGCUUGGAGUGCAGAUAGUUGAAGUUUGCCUAGCUACUCGUCACCGCAAUGGUGGCAUAUUACCUUUAGAAGAUCUUCAACAGCUCGUGCUAAAAUCGAGGAAAAUAUCUUCGAAACAAGAAGAUAUAGGCUAUGACGAUCUUCUUCGCGCCAUUGAUAAGUUGAAAAUUCUUGGAGAGGGCUUUAGGACGAUCGCUUGUGGAAAAAAGUACAUUGUGCAAUCUGUGCCAGCUGAAUUGAGCAUUGAUCAAACGCAAGUGAUUCAAAAAGCGAGUGUCACAGGAUAUGUUACUCUCUCUAGUUUGAUGGAGGACUUUGGGUGGGAAAAAUUGCGUGCUCAGCGUUCUGUUGAUGAUUUAAUUCGAGAAGGACUUGUAUGGGUGGAUGAACAGUUCGCUGGGGAGUAUUGUUACUGGUUUCCAGGACUUCAGAAAGUGUCAUAAGUCUGUGUUGUUAUUUGUUCCAAAAAUAGUGUGAACUAUACAUUGGCAGUUUUUUAAAAAAUAAAGUAUUUUGAAUGUUUUUCUAGAAUUUGAAAAAGGUGAAUCCUGUGACUAAUAACUAACUGUUAGAAAAAAACCUCACAAUUGUAUCAUUAUUUAUGUAUGGGUACUUUCCUGUUAUCAGGUAUGUUGACAGGCUUGCCAGCUUUUUUACUUUCUACCUUGGCAACAAUUGAAAAAAGAAUUACUUUUACAUAGUCACCAUGUUUGCUCCUCUUUUUCUAAUUUUACAUUUUAAUGUUUAUUUAUGACUUGUAUAUCUAUUUGGUGGGUUACCUUACUUGUUGAUGGAACAUUUAGCUAAUUUGGCAAGUUAGUGUUUUAGUGAAAUAGAUUAAUAGCUCAUGUGUUUAUUUGGCAGAUUUUUUUCAAUUAAUGGAGCUUGUUGCAAGCAGGGUUGUCAAGGUUUUGGGCACUACGGUAGAAACCCUAGUUUUUACCGUCCUGUCGGAAAGCAUUCAAAACUAUAUUUUUACAAAAUUGUAUUGUGUGAGAAAACAUCAAAAAGAGAAUAAAAUGUAUCAAAGAAAUGUUUUACAUUGAACAUUCAUUCAAUGAUAACAUUCUACUUUUUAUGCAGUUGAUUUUGAAGUUAAAUUCUUGAUUAAAAUUUCAAUUUGUAUACAUGAGUUUUUUAUUUAUUUAUUUUGAAUAAUAGUACUCAACCCAAAUUUCCCUAUGCUUGUUUGCAAAUGAAAGCAGGUUUGGCAAGGUUUUGACCAUCCUAUUCAAAACUCUCGUGUCCAAAACUAUUUUUUGUGAGAAAAGACAGAACAGAAUAUGUCAAAAAAAAAAUUUUUUUUAAGCUGUUUAAUGUAUUUAUUCAAUGUGAAAAUUCAAGUGUAUAUGUAGCUCAUUUCAAUGUAAUUACGUAGAAAUUAAAUUAUUCAUUA
Uloborus diversus is the source of this 1795-nucleotide messenger RNA. It is a transcript of the gene lsn, whose product is annotated as vacuolar-sorting protein SNF8-like. Lineage: Eukaryota; Metazoa; Arthropoda; Arachnida; Araneae; Uloboridae. Gene Ontology annotation, biological process: protein transport to vacuole involved in ubiquitin-dependent protein catabolic process via the multivesicular body sorting pathway. The coding region runs from base 102 to 842 and encodes 246 amino acids. Gene Ontology annotation, cellular component: ESCRT II complex. The record is from RefSeq and is a predicted model, not a curated record. The transcript has a single exon.